Molecule: messenger RNA, 1257 nt
Organism: Fundulus heteroclitus (mummichog)
Lineage: Eukaryota; Metazoa; Chordata; Actinopteri; Cyprinodontiformes; Fundulidae
Exons: 9
Coding region: 613-1257 (214 amino acids)
Biological process (GO): sodium ion transmembrane transport; neuronal action potential; calcium ion import
Cellular component (GO): neuron projection; voltage-gated sodium channel complex; plasma membrane
Molecular function (GO): low voltage-gated calcium channel activity; voltage-gated sodium channel activity
Source: RefSeq, a predicted model, not a curated record
GGAAAUAAGAAACAGUCCAUGGUUUUUUAGAAUGUAAUAAAUAUGCUCAGGAAAGAGAGAUAUUGCGUAGAGAGUUAGGCAGGAGUAAAAAUAAAUUAAAUAUAAGGGAAUUGUUUCAGAGAUCAUCUGGGGAUGCAGGUUUUCGGAGCAUUUUUAGUUUUCUAAAAAUGGGUAUUUUGGGGAGAAUAUAAUUGUCUGUCUGGUCAUUUAGUAGAGCAGAUUGGGAGAAAUAUAAGAAAAUAAGUGAAGAUAAAAUUAAGGAAAUUGACAUGAAUCUUGAUAUUGAUUCAUUAAAUAAAACCUUUUGUAGUUCAAUUAUAGAACCUGUUCAACAGUUAGUUCCAAAAAAAGGAGGGAUACAUAAAAAGAAGAUUGUUCCAUGGUGGACAACAGAAUGGGUGUUUGGUGCGUUCCCACGACCUGACAAUCAGAUUUUGUCAUUUAGAGAAAGUAACAUGAUUGGUGGUAUAGAUUCUACGCAGAGGUUGUCUCCAGCAAGGUGUUUGACAUGGGGAUUCAAAUCCUUGUUGUGAUCAACUGCGUCACCAUCUUCUUGGAGAGGCCUGCUGUCCAGCCAGAGAGCAUGGAACAACAAAUCCUAGAACAGAUCUCAUGUCCUCUCUUACAUCUAUGUGCUGGAAAUGCUUCUCAAGAUCACAGUGCUGGGACUGGUGUUUUGGGAAGGGGAGCUACUGCCACAGUCCCUGCAACAUCAUUGAUGGUUUUUUGGGCAUCAUAUCCUUAGCUGACAUCUGCACGGACCCAUUGACAUCUGGAACAGGCAGCUCUCUGGGCAUCCUGAAAAUCCUGCGCCUGCUGCGUAUGCUCCGUGACCUCAGGAUGGUCAAACAAAUUCCAAAAGUGAAGCUGGCUGUGGAGGCUCUGCUGCCGUCUGUUAAACAUAUGGGGAAUAUUAUUCUCAUUUGCAGCGUUUUCACCUUCUACAGCCUCCUUGGGUUGCAGGCCUCCAUAUCCGUGUUUCUGAUGAAUUCCAAAGAUGGCUGUAUGACGGCUGGGCGCGGUCGGAGUUGGCCAACAGCCCAACUACUACCUCUUGAUGCUUCACUACUUCACAUCCUUCAUCCUGAUGAGCUUCAUUCUGCUGGAUAUGUUCAACAGGGUGAUGGUGACACCUUUUACAAAUGUCAGCGAGAGCAGAGACAAUCCAAAGAAACUGAGAGUGACCCGGACAGUGGCAGCUCUCUGGGCAUCCUGAAAAUCCUGCACCUGCUGCGUAUGCUCCGUGACCUCAGAUAG